UUCAGACAGUCUCAUUUUGUUGCAUGGGAAACAUUUCGUUCCGUCUCGCACUCUGCCGCGGUGGCCAACCAAUUUCUAAAAGCAAGUGUAGCCGAGAGAAAAAUCGGAAGGUUUCCCUGUUUUGAUAUGUUUUAAGCAUAAUACCACACGCUCGUGCUUUGUUUCAUGUGCUCCUUCACCAUUGCUUCCCCGCGGCACAGUGAUACAGUUUCCGACGCGGACGCGGACGAGAUUGCCCCGUUUCCGAUGAUCCGAGUGAAAAUAGAAAAGAGAAACGGCCAAUGUCACCCAAUCGUUUGAGGUGGCACAAGUGUAACACACCUCGCAGCCGAUGAUACGGGAAAAAAGGUGCUUAUAUCCCCCAUUCGUAGUGUAAUGACUGGAGCGGGUGUCUUAUCGUGAGCAGACGCACAACAAAGCCAGCAUUCCGCCACACUGAGCGGGGCCACAUUCCUUUGCGUAACCGUGAUUGGACGUGGAGUGCCGCCCGUCGCCGUCGCCUGGUGCAUGAAGUUCCACCACCAUCUCCCGACAGAAUUACCACCGAACCCCGUCGUGCCUCUUCGCCGCAUUUGCUCCGAUCCUUUUGCGGGACAGAGCGUUCUAGCAGGAAGCCAAACAAGAGGAGAACAACAACAACAAACAGCCGAAAAAGGAACACUCGUCUAACCGAAAAUGACAUCAUCAGCAGAACUAGAAACCUUGCGGUCCGAAAUCGAACGCCUAACACGGGAGCUUGAUCAGGUGAGCAGCGAGAACAUCCAAUCGGCCAAGUAUGGUCUAGGGCUGCUAGAAGAAAAACAAAACCUGCAAGUGAAAUGUGAAGAGCUGGAAUCGUUGUACGAGAACACCAAACAUGAACUCGACAUUACACAAGAGGCUUUACAAAAGUUUCAAAAAACCCAACAAGUCACCACGAAAACGGGCAUCGAACAGGAAGAUGCAUUGCUCAACGAAUCGGCGGCGAUGGAAACAUCCCUCAACAUGCAGAUCGUGGAGCUGGAAAAUGAAACCAAACAGCUGCGCCACGAGCUGGACCGUGUCACGAGCGAACGGGACCGUAUGCUGCAGGAAAAUGCCGAAAUUGGUCGCGACAAGUCCGGCACCGAGGCCGAACGUGCUCGGCUUAAGGCGGAGCUGAAGGAUAUGAAAUAUCGCGAGGCUCGUAUGCUGGCCGACUACUCGGAACUGGAGGAGGAAAACAUUUCGCUCCAGAAGCAGGUGUCCAGUUUGCGCAGCUCUCAGGUGGAAUUUGAAGGCGCAAAGCACGAAAUACGACGACUCACGGAGGAAAUCCAGCUAUUAAAUUCACAGGUUGAGGAAUUGGCUAGUCUUAAGAAAAUAGCUGAAAAACAGAUGGAAGAUGCCUUGACUGCACUGCAAGUUGAACGGGAGAAUAAAUACGCUUUGAAGAAAGAGCUUGAUGCACAUAUCAACCGUGAAUCGAUGUACAAUAUAAGUAAUCUGGCAUAUAGUAUACGUAGCAUGGAAGAGAAUGCCCUGAACAGCAGUGACUGUGAGGAAGAAAUCCCAGCAUUGAGAGAUUCCACCCUGAAGCGAUUGGAAGCUACGCUCGAGGCCGAAACCGCAGAUCUUAAGUCACCCGACGGUACCAAGGGUGACCUGUUCUCGGAGAUCCACCUGAACGAGCUUAAAAAACUCGAGAAACAGCUGGAAACGAUGGAAACGGAGAAGCUCUGCCUGACCGCCAACCUGCGCGACGCGCAACAGAAUCUGGAUAAGAGCCAGAACGAUUUGCAAAACUUUAUGGCCAAGCUGAUGUUGCUAGCAGCACACGUGGACGCACUACACACGCUCAAAAAGCAAAUCCAAAUAGAAGAAAACAUCACCGUGUCUGCCGCCAAGGAUAAGGACGUGAAUGAUAAAUUGAACGAAGCCAUCGUGCAGUACUCGAGUUGGUUUACGCUCAGCUCGAAGGAAAUUGAUACACUCAAGGCUGACCUGGCAGAACUGCAGAAGGGUUUGAACUGUUCCGACGCAAUGACCGUGUUGCGCAACGAAAUAACGAAUCUAAAGAACAAGCUGCUGUCGGUUGAACAAAAAUCGCUGGACUUGCACAGUGACAUUCAAGUGCUUACCACACUAUCGCAAACAGCCGGCCAGAGCCUGAACACGACGCGAACCAACUUAGUGGCAUUGAGCGACGAUCUGGCACAGCUGUAUCACCUAGUGUGCACGGUCAAUGGAGAAACGCCCAACCGUGUGCUGCUGGAUCACAAGAACGACGACUUAAGCUUCGAGAACGAUUCAUUGACGGCGAUUCAGUCGCAGCUGAAAUCGGACAUUCUUACCUCGAAGCCGCACGUGUUCGAGGAUCUGCAGGCUCUCAGCGAUGCGGUCGAGAUCCGCAAAUACGUGGACACCGUGAGCGACCAGAUCCGGUACCUUAAGACGGCCGUCGAGCACACGAUCGAGCUGAACAAGGAUAAGGUGGUGACCGAUUCGUCCGUCACGUCCUCGGGCGACGUAAAGGAGGCGAAGGAAGAGAUCGCCGACCUGCACGAACAGAUCAUCAAGCUGCGCAGCCUGCUCUCGACGAAACGGGAGCAGAUUGCAACGCUCCGCACUGUUCUCAAGUCAAACAAGAACACCGCCGAGGUCGCACUGACGAAUCUGAAAUCGAAGUACGAAAACGAGAAGCUGGUCGUGAGCGAUACCAUGUCCAAGCUCCGAAACGAGCUCCGCAUUUUGAAGGAGGAUGCGGCCACAUUCUCAAGUCUUCGCGCUAUGUUUGCCGCCCGCUGCGAAGAGUACGUCACGCAGGUUGACGAACUGACGCAUCAGCUAGCGGCGGCUGAAGAGGAGAAGAAAACACUCAACCAGCUGCUCCGGUUGGCGGUACAGCAGAAGCUAGGACUGACCCAAAAGCUCGAAGAGCUCGAGAUGGAUCGUGAAAUGCGCCAUGUGCGUCGCCCGGCAGCUUCACAGCGCGGCGGUGGUGGUGGCGGAGGUGGUGGCGGUGGCAAGUCGGCCUUCUCUCGUGGCCAACCGGCACGCAACAGCCUUCAGAACCCGAACAGCAACAGCAAUAGUAACAAUCCGAACCAAGCUUUCUUCUAACAUAAGGUGAGCGUACAACGUAAAAUUUUGGCGUUCCUUUACACACUUCUUAAGCUGUAAAGUGGAAAACACCGGGUGAGAGAGGUAGCUGUAGUUUUUUUUAAGGUAACCACUACUGUGGAGGGAUGAGAAUGGCAACCAAAAAUUAUCCAUCAGAUAUAUAUGUGAAUCUUUCAUCGAUCUCCUCCAGGGUUAUGAUUUGGUUGUGUCUUGUUUUACGCUCUUUUUCGUAAACACAAAAUGUUCAGAACAAAAACACACACACACAGAGCUAUGACCAGGUGGUCCGUCCCACCAAUGAAUUAGACAAACAGUAACAAAGAAAAAAAAAACACACGUAGUUUGCGUUCCUGAAGCGAACGCACCAGGAAUGACCACGAGUAGUAGCUGUAGUAUAACAAAGAAAAGCAUAUUUCCAUCCAUUAAAGAAACGAACGAGAAUUGAACCAUAGUUGCAAUACACAAACCUCGUUGUAAAACGUACUGAUCAGCGCGCAACGGGUCGGAUCGGUGGUGUAAGGCAGCACGCUGCGUCCAAGUAAACCUGCGUAAAUGUCCGAAGGACACGAACGAUCGCGCUUUAAGAUAUAUUUAUUCGCACCGAGUGUGGCAGCUGCAAUAGCGUGUAACUACUAAGCACAGAAGGACAGGUUGGUCGAGCGUAUGAGUACGGCAGCGUUGUUUAGAAGCGAACAGCGAUGACUGAUUGAUGGAGAGGCACAUGAUCCGUUUAUUACAUUAACAAUUCAUUAUUAGAAAAUGGCAAUGGCACACGGUUCGGCAACAUUUUAUGUUGAACGGUGGUAUCGGUGGUUGUGGUACGAAUUUUGGCAGGACUUUGGGGCGGCAGAAUUUAUUUCAAACACUAUAGAUAGACGUUAUUUAUUAAUUCAUCCGGAUACUAGCCGAGCCCGAUGCCGUUACACAAUUGUUAUCGAAUAGUGCUACACGGCACGAUUAUCGGAAAUAACGAAAAGUUCUAAUCUUGAACGAGGUGUGCGCACCCAUGUGACACACACCAAAACCUUAAAGUAAAGGGACCUUUUGUUCAUCGGUUGUGUUGGUGGUGGUGACGUAUGAAGAAGCACACGACGAAAUCUGGACCAACAUUUUUAUGACCACGAGUUCCACCACGUUCCUGACGGUUGAAGCGACGUAGUAUUUUAUCGCACCUCUGCUCACCUGUGUGGCAAAGCAAAUCCGUCAUCGGGGGGAGUAUGUUUCACUGUGUUGUGUUACAUUAAUUUCAACAACAGCACAGAAAUGAUCCCUCAAGAUUAUUCGAAACCGAUGCUGCUUAUUGCAUUUUUGUACGAUAGCAUUGGUUCCACGCUUCUUCUAGAGAAUGGAUGGUGUCACUAACUGUCUUCAAAUGAGUAGCGAACGGGAUGUUGUUGAGUAGAAAAAUCCCAGCAGUAGCGCAAUUGGUCCUUUCCGGUGGUGAAUCCUAGAAGGCGCCGUUUUCGGUUUUAUAGUCUUUUAGGUCUGUUCCCCUUGAAUUGGUAGAACGACGGUCGCCUGCCCAGUCGGGAGCGUCUGAAGCAUUAUAAUCGGUAGUGUGUUAAACAUUAGGCAUUCAUUCUUCACAGGAAACAAACAAAAAGAAAAAAUAUUGAAAUUAUCUGCCCAGUAUCCGUUCGCUCAUUGAUGAUACACCGUUACUAGUAACUCUAUCUGUCCAACAUAGUACAGGCUAGGUUUUCGAAAUUGUGAUUUUUGUCCGUUACGAUAUGCAAACAUAUUCUCUGAACCGUAAAUAGAGCAAAAUUAAAAUAGCGACAAAUGUGUGCUAGGGGGAGCAUGAAGCGAAUAGUGUCCAAAUUUAAAUGAAACGAACCAGUACCCAGAUGUA
Messenger RNA from Anopheles stephensi (Asian malaria mosquito), 4933 nucleotides. RefSeq names its product protein bicaudal D (gene BicD). The coding region runs from base 676 to 3081 and encodes 801 amino acids. Lineage: Eukaryota; Metazoa; Arthropoda; Insecta; Diptera; Culicidae. The record is from RefSeq and is a predicted model, not a curated record. Gene Ontology annotation, biological process: regulation of microtubule cytoskeleton organization; microtubule anchoring at microtubule organizing center; protein localization to organelle. Gene Ontology annotation, cellular component: cytosol; Golgi apparatus. Gene Ontology annotation, molecular function: dynein complex binding; cytoskeletal adaptor activity; dynactin binding. The transcript has 10 exons.